This is a messenger RNA of Trichomonas vaginalis G3, 1128 nucleotides long. Its product is annotated as proteasome regulatory particle assembly. Gene Ontology annotation, molecular function: protein binding. NCBI's taxonomy places the organism in Eukaryota, Parabasalia, Trichomonadida, Trichomonadidae. The transcript has a single exon. The coding region runs from base 1 to 1128 and encodes 375 amino acids. The record is from RefSeq and is a predicted model, not a curated record.
AUGUGUGACCAAGACAUCCAUCCAAAUAAAUACUGUGAAUUGCGAAGUAUAUAUAAAUACUACAUAGAUUUGCAUAAUGCAUUGUAUCAGCUGAAAACGGAAAAAGAAGAAGAAUUAAAAGAUAUUUACAAAAUGAUCAAAACAGAAUUGAUUGAUUCAAAGAUAUGCCCACCAAAAAAGAUUAUGGAAGACAUUUUAAAUAUCAUUCCGUAUAAUAAUCGCUAUACAAAGUCAUAUUUAUCUCUUAUCAAACUCUUAUCUGAUGAUUAUCAUGGGGAAGAUGGCAGCUCGGUUGAAUAUAUAUCAAGAUUACUGUUUUACAAAGAAUAUGGAAUUAAAUUAGAUAAAUACAAAGAUUUUGAAGAAGAUAAUUCAGAAAAUCUUGAUAUUCAUACAGAAAAUACAAUUUUCAGAGCAAUUAUGAAUAAUGACUUAGAAACAUUUAUCUCAUUUACUGAAAGAGAAGGAUUUAAUAAAGAUCAAAAACUUAAAAGCGAUUUAUAUCCAUAUUCUUUCGAAGGAAAUUCGUUACUUGAAUUGUGUUGUUACCAUGGAGCAGUUGAUUGUUUCAAAUUCCUAAGGACGAAAUUUAACUCAGAAAUAACUCAAGAAUGUCUAGAAUUAUCAUUUUUAGGAGGAAAUGCAGAGAUCAUGAGUGAAUGUUUGAAACAUCAGAAACCAAAUAAAGAAUGCAUGGAAUAUGCAAUUAUUUCACACAACAUUGAUUUUGUUACAUUCUUGAUGAAUGAGCACAAUAUAAAGAUCGAUUUGGACUAUUGUGUACUGUAUAAUAAUCUUGAAUCAUUUUUAAUUUAUUUCGAUCAAACUAAUGAUAUUAACAAAUGCUUUUUUAAUUCGGCAAUGUUUAAUAUUCCAUCUCUUUGCGAAUAUUUCCUAUCAAAUGGUGCAAAUAUCAAUACAAAAGAUAAUUAUGGAGAAACCGCUCUUCAUAAAGCAGCAGAAUAUAAUAAUAAAGAAACAGCCGAACUUCUUAUUUCACAUGGCAUAAAUAUCAAUGAAAAAAAUAAUUAUGGACAAACCGCUUUUCAUACAGCAGCAGAUAAAAAUAGUAUAGAAAUCGCUGAACUUCUUAUUUCACAUGGUAUAAAUAUCAAUGAAAAAAAAUAA